Messenger RNA from Zymoseptoria tritici IPO323, 1192 nucleotides. RefSeq lists its product as uncharacterized. NCBI's taxonomy places the organism in Eukaryota, Fungi, Ascomycota, Dothideomycetes, Mycosphaerellales, Mycosphaerellaceae. The record is from RefSeq and is a predicted model, not a curated record. Gene Ontology annotation, molecular function: oxidoreductase activity; zinc ion binding. The transcript has 4 exons. The coding region runs from base 92 to 1192 and encodes 366 amino acids.
ACCAGACACACCCAUCAAGGUGCAUCCAUCACAGUCCAUCGCAGCCAGAAUUCCCCGAACAGGCAAUCCAUCCGCACCAGCAGCAAGAACCAUGCCAGACCUCCCCAAGACCAUGCGAGCCGUGGUCUUCAAAGGCGACUACCACGUCGAAGUCGAAGACCGUCCCGUCCCCCGAAUCCAAAAACCCACCGACGCCAUCCUCCGCGUGACCUCGACGGCUCUCUGCGGCUCCGACUUGCACUUCUAUCGCGGACAUCUGAAGUGUCCGACGGAUUUCAUUUGCGGACAUGAAUUUGUCGGAGAGAUUGUGGAGAAGGGGGAGGAGGUGACGGAUUUUGGUAUUGGGGAUAAGGUCGUCGUCCCCUUCGCCACUGCCUGCGGCGUCUGCUACUACUGCGUCCGCGGCCAAGCCUCCCGAUGCGCAAAGGGUGAACUCUACGGAAACUCCGCCCCGGCCAACACCGUCGACGGCGGGCAAGCCGAAUACGUCCGGUGCCCACUCGCCAACACCUCCUUCGUCCGCACGCCAUCCAACAUCCCCGAGGAAAUGCUCGUCUUGAUGGCCGACAUUUUCCCCACGGGAUACUUCGCCGCCGCUCGCUUCCUUAAAGAUCUCUCCCCCCGAGAUCGGAAAGAUUACACCACUGUCGUCGUGGGUUGUGGACCGGUGGGGAUAUGUGCGAUCACGGCCGCGCUGACGAUGGUGGAUACGGUGUAUGCGGUGGACUCUGUGCCGGAACGGUUGGAGCAGGCGAAAGCGUUGGGGGCGAGGGUGAUCGCGCUGGACGAUGAUCCGGUGGGGAAAAUCAAAGCGGCGACGGAGGGCAGAGGCGCGGAUGUGGUGAUGGAAGUGGUGGGGCACGCGGAUGCGUUUCAGAUGUGUUUUGAGAUGAUUCGGCCUUGGGGGCAGAUCAGCUCUAUUGGGGUGCACACCGAAAAAUGGGAAACCAACGGCCUCCUCCUCUACGGCAAAAACGUCACCAUGUCCUUUGGCCGUUGUCCCGUGCGUUCCAUUUUCGAAGACGCCCUGGCGUGUCUGGUGCAAGAGCAGAAGAAAGUCGCGUUCCUGUGUGGCAAGACGAUGCCGUUGGAGCAGGCUCCGCAGGCGUAUAAGGAUUUCGAGGCGAGGAAGGUGAGUAAGGUCGUGUUUAAGAUGGGGAAUGUCAAGGAGGAGGAGAUUGUGGCGAAGUAG